GACCCAGACCCAGACCCAGGCCCUGUUGAUGAGUGGGAAUAGACAUCAUGGAGAGGGCCUGCUGCGCGAAUCUUUGGUUGCAUAAUUUUUUCAUUUUAUUUUUGGGCUCGUUGGCCUGCUUUUGUCCAUAAUGAGAUAUCUCUAUUCUCCUUUGUUUCUUUCCGUCAGUUUUUUUGUUGUCCAUUGUGUUCGGCGGGGUGUGCGUGUGUGUGUGUGUGUGUUCUGUUGUUUUUGCAUUUCGCUGAAUGCCGCUGGGAAAUUGGUACAGCUGAAAGGAACACAAGAAAAGAAGUGGAAAUCCACGGAAUGCCAAUGAUGGCGUCGAGGUGGUGGCCUUAUUAAUUAGACCGGCUCUCUUUUUUUUCCAUCUGAGUACUCGUAUAUGAGCAUAUGAAAACAUCUUCCAUGGGGAUACAACCCGAGUCAGUGCUGGCAAAAUGUUAUUUGCAUUUGAAUGGGCAUAAUCCAGAACGCAGGCAAGAGACUACGACCUAAAAAUACUUUUAAAAAAAUACGUAGAAAAUCCGAGAUCCAAGUAGGCAACUAGAAGUUGAUCCAAAAUUCAAGCGAAUCAGUUUCUCCACUACGUGAAACAUUUUUAAUAGUCAUCGGAGUAUUUUUGAUUUAGUAAGGCGAUGUCCAAGCUGCCGAAAGAGUUUCCCCGCUUGCUCAGACCGGGUUCGGGUGUUCGGGAUGAACUGAAGCAGAAGAUAGAGGAAUUCGAGGCCAUGCAGAUCGAGCGUACGCAGCUUGAUCACGAAAUCAGUUUGUUGCGCAAGCGGCAGAAUGAUGCUGAGGACCGUGUGGCGGAGGAACUGGCUGAGAACGAGUUCCAGAGCUGUCUGAGGGCAGAACAAGUCAUGGAGCGCAGCUGUACAGAUCUACCAAAUAUGUUUAAUCAGCAUCUAGGAUGCAUUGUCGACGAGUUGGCUGUUAAGUUUAAGCGAAUGUUUUACCUUGAUAUCGACAUAAGGAAGCUUACGGCAUCUAUCGAGAGCGAUAUUGCUGCGGACAAUGAGAAGUUGAAGUCUUUUUAG
Molecule: messenger RNA, 1037 nt
Organism: Drosophila guanche
Lineage: Eukaryota; Metazoa; Arthropoda; Insecta; Diptera; Drosophilidae
Exons: 1
Coding region: 636-1037 (133 amino acids)
Source: RefSeq, a predicted model, not a curated record